Molecule: messenger RNA, 1476 nt
Organism: Fimicolochytrium jonesii
Lineage: Eukaryota; Fungi; Chytridiomycota; Chytridiomycetes; Spizellomycetales; Powellomycetaceae
Exons: 2
Coding region: 376-1269 (297 amino acids)
Source: RefSeq, a predicted model, not a curated record
CGUCCGAUUUGCCAACUCCCGCAGUAUCUGGUCGGCUGUCUUGGAGUGACUUCAAACUGGAGCAAGCCGAGCAGGACGAUUUUCAUAGCCGCGUGAUCGAAUGGGCAACCACCGCACGGUUGGGGAACGAGCGCUUCAACUGGCUCGUUGACAUGCUGCCAAUUAUCAAAGCGCACACUGGUGGCCAUGUGAUUUGCUUCGUCUGUAUGUUUAAGAAAUGUGCGAGGCAUGGCGGAAAGACGCCGUGAUCGAAGGGUGUUCGACUGUUAAAACGGCAUUGACUCGAUAUUACUUCGGCCCCAUCUGCCACGCGCUUGUCAGCAAGCGCGCUGGUUUUGGCCUGCGCACUUGUCGUUACCGGAAGUUCAGACGCUCAUGAGAAAGCUGUUUGAAAGUGAGGCGCCUGUCGAAGCCCCACCCAUCGGCGCCGACAACGGAACAAUGUCCGCCGAGAACGUGGCGAAACUGAUCCUUCUCCGGGCCGUCGUAGUCGUUAGCGUCAGCGAUCCCCUCAACUCGCACCGCCAGCUUCUCGAGUUUGCGACUUCAGUUCAUUGUCGAUAUUGGUUCCGAGUGGCGUAUCCUUCCGCCAUCACCGCAGAGGAUACUUCUCGUGUGCAUAAUGAUAUCGACGUGUGGCUGCGCUUCGUAUUGCGAGCGUUCCAAAGCACUGCGCUCUCGAACCCAAGCUCCCACGGCAACAGCGCACUUUUACUUCCUUUGGAAUGGACGUUCCAGCAUGAGUUUUGGCGCGGCGCGUCAAUGAUGCUGCCUCCCUCCAUGCGCGUCGCUGCCGAAGUGUCAAAAGUCAUGACCCGAUCGACGGUGGGCCGUACGCGGCUGGACUUUUGGGUAAACUCCUCGCUAAACUGGGCUGUCGAGCUAAUGCGCAGCCCACAGUCGGACCCUGACAGCAUCAAGGAUCAUGUGGAUCGAGUUCGUGAGAACGGGCGCUACUACGGCCUGGAGCCGGCUCAAUGGCGCGUGGUAAAUUUCGACCGCCAGGGUGUGAUCUUGAGCAAGCUGCUGCAGAUGCAACCGAUGGCCUACUCGUGCCAAGGUCUCGUAUCAUACUCGCCCGCAGUCGCGCCGAGGGCGCUCCGGCGGCACUCUCUGGAGAGUGUGCCGGACAGUCCAACGCACACGACACGCGGGAAGUACCGGGUCGACUGUCACUGUCAAUCUCCGAUACGCAGCGGCCUUUUCCUUUCAUUUCUCUCUGUUUCCAUGCUCUUCGCGUUUCCCAUUCCCUGUUCCCAGAGAAUUUGAAUAGCGUGACUCCCCUUAUCUCCCCCCCCCCCCCCCCCCCCCUGCUCGCCAGAAGAUCAACAGCAGUUAUCACGCUGUUCUAGUUCUUGCUCCUGUUCUAGUUCCGGCUCCUGCUCCAGUUCCGGGGCUCCUGUUCCAGUUCUUGUUCCUGUUCCAGUAGUUCUUGUUCGCGCCCCAGUAAUACAGUCUCUGUCUCCCAGUCCACUU